GGAGCUGCGAUGGCCUCGACGGUUCUGUCGCCGCCGCUCGUCGGCGCGGCGGUGGCGGCUGCCACGGCGCCCAGGCUAGUGGUGGGCUACGCCCUCACGAAGAAGAAGGUGAAGAGCUUCCUCCAGCCCAAGCUGCUCAUGCUGGCGAGUGCUUGCCGGCCAGAAGAAUUCAUGAACAGGCUAAUGUGAUACCAAGGGAAGUAUUCUGGUCUUGAAAGCAUUAUAAUUUCCACGGUAUGGGGUGAGGGGAAUGCUAUUCUAUUCCUUGAUGCACUAGUCAAGUAGUGAUCGAAUCAGACCUCCACUGGAGCGCAAAGUUGGCGGGAGCGGCUAGUGAGAGUGGCUUCUGAGUGAAGCGUGCUGGAUUAAUGAUUUACUAGUACCAGUGGCAGCUGGCAAGUGUUUUUAUGGAAUUCAAUGGCAUCUGUAGAUAUGCCCGAUAUGUGCAUCCCAUGUUGACUGUUCCACCGCAUGAGGGGGUCUCAAUAGUCAAUAGCUUUAUAGUAUCGUUUUCAAGUUGGUGGAAUGGGCCUAAGCGUCCAAUUCCUUGUUGAUUGGUAUCUGGGAUUCUAGUUUGGAAUAUUCCUGUGGAUAAGCACAUCACAUGGAAAAUGACAAUUUAUUGAUGGGAGUGUCUCUGCUGUGUUCAAAUGUACUCUACUUACUCGGUCGCUAGAUCUGAUGGCAACAUGGGCCACCGACAAACAACAGUUUCUUGUUAGUUCAGCAGGGGCCGUGUUUCCCUAAAAAAACAGUUUCUUGUUAGUUCUCUGGAUUAAGAACCAAGCUGAUUAAAUUGUUUUCUUGUUGCUUCAUUUGUGACAAACAUAAGGAACACAUGUGGACUACUAGUAAACAACAACAAAAUUAAGAGCUAGAAUAUUUUUAUGCACAAUGAAGUGGUUUCUGUUUGAACUAUUUAUCUAUUUUGUGAUUGUUUGUGUUUCUGAUUUCUCGAGACUGUAAAUUCCUGCAUUCUGAUAUGAUGCGGUUUAUAUUUAAAUGCUUCAUAGGCUAUGGACAUAAGCAAGGUUGUGGGAAAAGCAAAAUAAAACAAUUUUGACAAGGAGAAUAUUUUUCACAAAAAUUGAGCGGGUUUCCUUGACAAUUUUCAUGCCCUGAAAAUUGAUUGAGUUUCUCCCUGUGUAGGCCUUCGCAACUCAAACAAUAAAUAUUCUGAUACCAUGUACUUCACUUAUGUAGACUCCUUUCUUUGCCCCUGGAGAUACACCCUUGUAACAUAGCAUUUAAGUUUCUGAUUUGAGUAUUAUGCCAUUGCUCAAGCAUGUUGCUAGCUUUAAGUUCAUGGCAUGCUAUAUGAAUAUUUCUAUGAUAUUUUGUGUACUUUGAUAGUCAUAUGUGGAAUUAUGGAUACUGCCAUCACUAGCUCUGCAUGUAUUGAAUGCCGUGGCACUUGCCAGACUUUUAUUUUUUUUCCUUUUUGCUGCUUGAUGAGUUUCUUCAUCAUGUAUGUUGUCAGGAGGAACGGAAUCAGUUUUGUUUCUAUUGAUGAGUCUCUUCCCCUCUCAGAACAAGGACCUUUUGAUGUUAUUUUGCACAAGAUUACUAGCAAGGAAUGGCAGCAGGUUCUGGAGGACUACCUUGAAGAACAUCCAGAAGUUACUGUCCUCGACCCUCCAAAUGCUAUCGAGCAUCUGAACAAUCGACAAUCAAUGCUUGAGGAAGUAGCUGAUUUGAACCUAUCGAAUUUCUAUGGAGAAGUUUGUACCCCACGGCAACUGGUCAUUACGAAAGAUCCAUCCUCUAUACCAACAGCUGUAGCAAUGGCUGGACUAACUUUUCCCUUGGUUGCCAAGCCAUUGGUUGUUGAUGGAACAUCAAAAGGUCACGAACUAUAUCUUGCAUAUGAUGAGGCCUCCUUGUCAAUGCUUCAUCCACCUCUGGUUCUACAGGAAUUCAUAAACCAUGGCGGUAUCCUCUUUAAGGUCUAUAUCAUUGGUGAAACAGUACAAGUUGUCCGCAGGUUCUCCCUUCCUGAUGUCAACACAUAUGACUUGCUAAACAACGUUGGCAUCUAUCGAUUGCCAAGAGUUUCAUGUGCCGCAGCUAGUGCGGAUGAUGCAGACCUUGACCCUCUUAUUGCAGAGCUUCCUCCAAGGCCACUUCUGGAGAAACUGGGGAGGGAGCUUCGCAGCCGGCUGGGGUUGAGAUUGUUCAAUGUUGAUAUGAUUAGAGAACUUGGAAACAAAGAUCGGUACUACAUAAUUGACAUCAACUACUUCCCAGGUUUUGGGAAAAUGCCAGGAUAUGAGCACAUGUUCACCGACUUCUUACUGAGUCUUGCGCAAAGCAAGUACAAAAGGUACUUAAGCGGGACCUGAAGCGCAAGGAAGCUUGCGAGCGAAGAGGCGUCACUGACAAAAUGGCAUAUAACGGUGGCAGCUGUGCUCCCCCACCGAUGUACAUAUUCCGGAGACAAGCAUAAGCCGGAGGCUCGAGGAAGUCGCAGUUUGUUUCUUCAAAAGUGGUGGCACAUGGUGGAUUCUGAGUAGGAAAUGACCAAGGAAAUGUUUGGAUGGCCUGCGCCCAUGUGGUAAAAUGUUGUUUACUGAAUGCGUGCCUUUCUUCGUGGUGGCCUCCUUUCACCAUAAUUUGGCGACCGGUUUUUUUGGGCCAAGCUUCACCCAAUUGUUUGGUCUC
This is a messenger RNA of Panicum virgatum (switchgrass), 2661 nucleotides long. RefSeq names its product inositol-tetrakisphosphate 1-kinase 2-like. Lineage: Eukaryota; Viridiplantae; Streptophyta; Magnoliopsida; Poales; Poaceae. The transcript is spliced from 10 exons. The record is from RefSeq and is a predicted model, not a curated record. Bases 1311 to 2342 code for a protein of 343 amino acids. Gene Ontology annotation, biological process: inositol trisphosphate metabolic process. Gene Ontology annotation, cellular component: cytoplasm. Gene Ontology annotation, molecular function: magnesium ion binding; ATP binding; inositol-1,3,4-trisphosphate 5-kinase activity.